Molecule: messenger RNA, 2514 nt
Organism: Vombatus ursinus (common wombat)
Lineage: Eukaryota; Metazoa; Chordata; Mammalia; Diprotodontia; Vombatidae
Gene: TBL3
Product: transducin beta like 3
Exons: 22
Coding region: 50-2482 (810 amino acids)
Biological process (GO): endonucleolytic cleavage in 5'-ETS of tricistronic rRNA transcript (SSU-rRNA, 5.8S rRNA, LSU-rRNA); endonucleolytic cleavage to generate mature 5'-end of SSU-rRNA from (SSU-rRNA, 5.8S rRNA, LSU-rRNA)
Cellular component (GO): 90S preribosome; small-subunit processome; nucleolus
Molecular function (GO): U3 snoRNA binding; protein binding
Source: RefSeq, a predicted model, not a curated record
GGCGUUCCGUCGCUGGGCAGCCGCAGCUGGGGUCGGGACCGGAACCGGGAUGGCGGAGACGGCCGGGACUGGAGCUCGCGGUUUGCGCUACAAGAGCAACUACGCGGUGCAGCGGCGAAUCGAGCCUUUCUACAAAGGAGGCAAAGUCCAAGCUUCCAGAGAUGGACAGCUCCUGUUCUGCGUCUGCGGCUCUGGAGUGAAUGUUGUGGACGCCACUUCCGGGAACCUUGUGAGGACCUUACAGCAGGAAGACCAAGAAAACAUCACAGCCUUUGAUCUCAGCCCCAAUAAUGAGAUCUUAGUUACUGGAAGCCGUGCAUUAUUACUAACUCAGUGGGCGUGGCGUGAAGGCAAUGUCUCACGUGUUUGGAAGGCUGUACACACAGCACCUGUGGCCUCCAUGGCUUUUGACCCAACAUCCACUCUGCUGGCCACAGGUGGCUGUGAUGGAGCGGUGCGUGUCUGGGACCUGGAACGAAGAUACGGGACCCACCACCUACGUGGCUCCCCUGGAGUUGUCCACCUUGUGACCUUCCAUCCAGACCCUGACCAGCUCCUGCUCUUCUCUUCUGCCAUGGACUGCACAAUUCGUGUCUGGGGCCUUCAGGCUGGAACCUGCCUGGCCAUGCUAAGCAGUCACUACAGCCCAGUCACUUCACUGGCCUUCAGCGAUGAUGGCCACACCAUGGUCAGCUCUGGCCGGGACAAGAUCUGUACUGUGUGGGACUUGAAGACUCGGACAUCAGUGAAGACAGUCCCUGUUUUUGAGAGCGUGGAGUCUGUGGUGCUGCUUCCAAAAGGGGAGGCGCCUGCCCUGGGUGUGAACACCCUGGGGCUGCAUUUACUCACAGCUGGAGAUCGAGGAGUGCUUCGGGUAUGGGAGGUUGAAUCUGGGAACUGCAUGCUUACCCAUAAACCUAUGCUUGGUGAAGGUGGCCCUGGGCGGGAGAUCACACACUGUGCCCUGGUCCCAGCUGCCGGGCUGAUCUUGGCUGUCACAGCUGAGCACAACAUCCUCCUUUAUGAGGCCCACACCCUUCGCCUUCACAAACAGUUUGCUGGCUACAAUGAGGAUGUGUUGGACGUGAGGUUCCUGGGUCCUGAAGAUUCCCACAUUGUUGUUGCCACCAAUAGCCCCCGACUGAAGGUGUUUGAGCUGGAAACAUCGGAUUGCCAGAUCCUGUGUGGGCACACGGACAUAAUCAUGGCUUUGGAUGUUUUCCGGAAGGGUCAGCUCUUUGCCAGCUGCGCCAAGGACCAGAGUGUGCGCAUAUGGAGAAUGAAUGUGUCUGGGAAAGUGCAUUGCGUAGCCCAUGGCUCUGGCCACACGCAUGGCAUAGGCACCAUCAGCUGCUCCAGGCUGAAGGAGGCCUUCCUGGUUACUGGGAGCCAGGACUGUACAAUAAAGCUGUGGCCCCUUCCUGAGGCAGUGAUGUCCAAGAAAGUGACCCGAGACCCCAACUGUGACCCUGUUCCCCUCCAGGCUCAGGCCACUCAACGUGCACAUGACAAGGACAUUAACAGUGUGGCUAUAUCUCCAAACGACAAGCUGUUAGCAUCGGGUUCCCAGGACCGAACAGCCAAGCUGUGGUCCCUGCCUGACUUCUCCCUGCUGGGUAUCUUCUCUGGCCACCGGCGAGGUAUAUGGUGUGUUCAGUUCUCCCCCAUGGACCAGGUGCUGGCCACAGCCUCAGCCGAUGGCUCCCUGAAGCUUUGGGGUCUACAGGACUUCAGUUGCCUGAAGACGUUUGAGGGUCAUGAUGCAUCGGUGCUGAGAGUGACCUUUGUGAGCCGGGGGACACAGUUGCUGUCCAGCGGCUCAGACGGCCUGCUCAAACUCUGGACCAUCAAAACCAACGAGUGUGUGCGGACGCUGGAUGGGCACGAGGACAAGGUGUGGGGGCUGCACUGCAACCGGCAGGACGGAGCAGCUGUGACUGGAGCCAGCGAUGCUCGGAUCCUCCUCUGGAAGGAUGUGACUGAGGAAGAGCAGGCAGAAGAGCAGGCCCAGCAGGAGGAACAAAUCCUGAAGCAGCAGGAACUCUCUAACCUGCUCCAGGAGAAGCAGUACCUUCGGGCCCUGGGUCUGGCCAUCUCUCUGGAUAGGCCGCACACUGUGUUGACAGUUGUCAAAGCCAUCUUGAAGGAUGUCGAGGGUCCUAAGAAGCUAGAGGAAAAGGUGCUAAGGCUCCGGAAGGACCAGAAAGAGGCCCUGUUGAGAUUCUCAGUCACAUGGAACACAAAUUCCCGCCAUUGCCACGAAGCCCAAGCUGUGCUAGGCGUCCUCCUACGGCAUGAGAGCCCCGAAGAGCUGCUGGCCUAUGAGGGAGUCCGGGCUGCCUUAGAGGCACUGCUGCCCUACACCGAGCGACACUUCCAGAGGAUCAGCCGGACGCUGCAGGCUGCCAUGUUCUUGGACUUUCUGUGGCAGACUAUGAAGCUACCUGAGACCUCAGCCUCCCCAGCCCUACAACCUUUGUAACAACAUGUUGUAUAAAAGUUUGUCAGACCUCA